Messenger RNA from Chilo suppressalis (striped riceborer), 1526 nucleotides. Lineage: Eukaryota; Metazoa; Arthropoda; Insecta; Lepidoptera; Crambidae. The record is from the annotation of a GenBank genome assembly.
AUUUUUAAAAUGGUGAAACACUGUUGUGUAUCAUAUUGUAGAAGUGAAUCGUAUGCUGGUUGUGGUAUAUCUUUUCACAGUUUCCCGAAGGACGAGGAAAUGAGACUUAAAUGGAUAAAUAAUGGACCUGUAAAGCAGAGAGUCACAAAAAAUUCAGUUGUAUGCAGCCUUCACUUCGAACCAGAAGAUUUUUAUUCGCGUAAUUCCCGUCAAUUAUUAAAACCUGACGCAAUACCAACAUUUUGCUUAAAGCCCGAAAUUAAAAAAGCAAAAUUACUAAGAAACAUGAUUCCCUGUCCUCCGCCACAACCUCCGAGGAAGCUCUCUGUUGACGGGAUAGAAGUAGGUGUUCAGACAGAUGAUUUUACGUUAAGCAGCCCACGUAUAACAACUUUAAAGAGGCAAAUAAAAAUUGCGACUGCAAUCUUAAAAAGUCGCGACAGCAAAAUCGAAAGGUUGAAAUCUGUUAUUACUUUGUUAAAAAGACACAAACGAAAACCAAUUAUGAUCGAUGAUAUAUAUAAUAUUCCUAGACAAUCAACCGCCUACGCAACCAAAGCAAAAAGAUUUUCUAACGAGGUAAAAAAAUUCGCAUGUUCUUUAUAUUCUCAAUCUCCCCAAGCGUAUUCCUUGCUGAGGGGCCAAUUUGUUUUGCCACAUCCUAUGACAUUCCGGAAAAUUGUGUCAAAAAUAAAGGGAACAACGGAAACUUUAGAUUGAAGCAAGGAUAUCCUUACCGUAAGUAACAGGAAUACUUACAGUUCGAAAAUGUUGUGCCGAAAGAGACUGAAUAUUUGGCCGGACAUCUCGUUCUCUUCGAAUGGUAUAAUCCCAGAUUAGCAGAAGGACAGAUUUGCACAAAGGUAGAUAAUGUGGGUACUGUCGUCGUCAAAAAAAUUACAAACCCUAUUAACCUUAUUAUCCAUUUGUGACCUCUUUGCUUUAUAAAGUAUAAAGCUAUAUUAUAUGACAUGACACAUAUAUUAUAUGUAAACCGUAAAAACAGAAUUUAACAAAUUUCAAAACUAUUUUAAUAACCAGGGUAUCCUCUAAAUCACAAAGGACAUUCUUAUUUCAAGCUUUUAACUUGCACUGUUCUAUGUAGCUACAAAAUUUGUAAACAGUUUUCGACCACUUGUUAUCUAAUUCAGCUGAAAUUUGGUAUACUGAUGUAAGUCUGCUAAGUAAGAGCUGAAAGGUUGCCAUAGGAACUCCAUUAUAAAAUGGCAUAACGCCAUCGAGUUUGUGCUAGUAAGAUUCGUCUUGACGAGUACUUUGGCUCUAGAUGGUAUCCAGGGUCUGAUUGGUAUGGCCAUAAGAUCUUCGAAAUAAAACGACGUAACCCCAUCGUCCCCAGGGUCUUUAUGAGUACUUUGGCCCAAGAUAAUAUCAUAAGCAAACCCAUCAGGUUUGGACCUCUAAAGGACGGUUUAUUUCAUAUACUUGUGGGAACAAUAAAAUUAUAAAGAAACUACUACACAAAGAAAAUGACGACUUUCAGAGUAUCAUAAAUACUAAAAACAUAA